Messenger RNA from Xylona heveae TC161, 1372 nucleotides. Its product is annotated as DUF887-domain-containing protein. Gene Ontology annotation, biological process: lipid homeostasis. The transcript is spliced from 3 exons. Bases 398 to 1372 code for a protein of 324 amino acids. The record is from RefSeq and is a predicted model, not a curated record. Gene Ontology annotation, cellular component: membrane; endoplasmic reticulum. Lineage: Eukaryota; Fungi; Ascomycota; Xylonomycetes; Xylonales; Xylonaceae.
GUCAUCGAGCCACUACGGUGUUCGAGCUCAGCUCAUGGUCAGUUCAUGCUCGUGCCAAUGUCUGUGAGGUAUAGCUGAACUGGACCCUGCAUAUUUUCUUUUCUUUCUACCAGCAGAUAUUUUUCCUUUUGAAAUUUUCUUCUUUCACACAUUUGUCCACAUCCGAUAACUAUAUUGCUUGGGUUGGCAGGCAUCAACGCCUAACUAUCGCCAGCUUUGUUAGUGUCGCGUGUCAGCUUUCAUUACGAGCUCUUCUUUGAUAUUUGCCAUGCUCAACAGCCUCCUGUACCUGCGGUAGUACAUUGAUCUCAAAUUACCCUGAAGAGCGGCCCAAAGCGUCUUCUCUCAUCUCCUCUAUCUGCAAGUCUUUAUCGAGCAACUCGGCCGCAUCAACGCCAUGCUAGACCCUUUCCUCCCAGCGCCGCCGGUGCUAUCGAAACUCGUACAACCACUCGCAGACUAUCUUUCUCUACCAACGCUUCCGCUACAUGUACACGAGGUGCUCUUCGCUUUCGUCUUGUAUCAUGUCGUCAACACGCGCAUCUCGCCGUAUGUUUCCGCUCGAUUGUUUCCCCAAAUUUACCCUAAUCUGCCUCCUAAAACGCGGGUAAAUUGGGACGUUCAUGUGGUUUCGUUGGUACAAUCUUCCUUCAUCAAUUUCAUGGCAUUAUGGGUAAUGUGGAAUGAUGAAGAGCGGUACAAUAUGAGCUUGACGGAGCGUAUCUUUGGAUAUACUGGUGCCUGCGGCAUGAUUCAAGGGUUUGCCGCGGGAUACUUUCUUUGGGACUUGAUGGUUAGCUUGCAGCAUGUGCGGAUGUUUGGACUCGGCAUGCUUGCACAUGCUAUCUGUGCCCUGGUAGUAUUCAGCUUUGGAUUUCGUCCUUUUGUGAACUACUACGGCCCGACAUUUAUUCUCUAUGAACUCUCAUCUCCGUUCCUCAACUUCCAUUGGUUCUUUGACAAACUCAAUAUGACGGGUUCUCGACCCCAGCUCUACAACGGCAUUCUCCUGCUCGCUAGCUUCUUUUGCUGCCGCAUCAUUUGGGGCACGUACCAAUCUGGGCGUAUCUUCAUGGACAUGUUCCGAGCGAUACUCAUGCGCUUUUCAGGCGAUAUGCAUCUGCCGCUUUGGCUGGCCGUCACGUAUCUCAGCAGUAACGUCGUCCUGAACAGUUUGAACUAUUAUUGGUUCAACAAGAUGAUUGAUGCCGUACGCAAGCGGUUCCAGCCGCCCAAGGAAGACAAGGAGAAACAAAAACAAAAGGGCGACGUACCAGCUAGCGUCACUUCCGGCGUAGAUGCGCAAGGCCAUCAUGUGCUUAGUGUAGAGAAGACGGAAACUGCGACUACGCGGUCGCGGAGAAGAGGUUGA